Saccostrea cuccullata (small rock oyster) is the source of this 1489-nucleotide messenger RNA. RefSeq lists its product as uncharacterized. Bases 42 to 470 code for a protein of 142 amino acids. The record is from RefSeq and is a predicted model, not a curated record. The transcript is spliced from 2 exons. Lineage: Eukaryota; Metazoa; Mollusca; Bivalvia; Ostreida; Ostreidae.
GAAAGAACAUAAAAGGUGAAGAAAAAUAUGACAGUCCUGUAAUGAAGAAAACAUGCCAUGCAUCUUCUGAAGUAGAUCCCUGCCUACCAGAUGCCCUUCUUGCUCAACAUAUAGGAGAACUGUUAGCCUAUCUUGACAAGUCAGUCACACAUAUGGAUCUUUGUGGAAGUGUUGGUAGAGAUAUUCUUGGAUUUACGGUUGAAAAAACAAAAGUGACUGUUACACAUCUACAGUUAACUGAACUCAGCUGGGAAAAAAUUCAAAAUACCACCAGAGAGGGAUCACUUAAGCAUAUGGAGAAACCGGUUCUUCACUACAGUCGACGAUAUGAUUUUUUGAAAAAAUCGGAUCGACAAGAAUUGUUUAAGGUUAUUCUCCAUAUAAAAUUAAUGCAAUCUGUUCAUGAAAAAGUAGCAGGGCAGAGAAAAACUAAGGGGACAACUAACAUCCUGUCUGAAAUAAAAUUUUGACAAAUCACCAUCAUUAAUGCUGUAUUGAAAUAGACAAGAUGUAUUUUAGCUCAUCUGAACCAAAUAUUCAAAGACCUAUUCUAUGGCCAUUUGUGCAGUGUGCAUUAAACUUUUAGGAAUACUGGCCAUAUCUCAAAAACCACUUCGUCAAUAUUUGUCAAAUUCACAAAGUGUCCUUGGUCCAAGGUCUUUAAUUUGUACCUAAUAAGGCUGUGACCAUCACACGGGGAAGAUAAUUAUGGCAAAAAUAGGGGGUUUCUAAUACAUUGUAUCAGGAACCACUUGGCAGAUUAUCAUCAAACUUGAAAUUAAGAAUGAAGAUAUGUUUUACAUUAAAAUUGUUUAAUGCAUCACCCUGGGGAAAAGGGUAUGGUCUUCAAGGUCACUUCAAGCUUGACCUGAAUUAUGUUUUGUUAAAACUUUCAUAUUUUGCCGACUAUAAAGACUAUAAACAUCAAAUAUUAUCUGUUGAUGCAUUUUGGAACCACAUGUUGACUUAGAGUGUCAUAGUGAUCUAUUUUUAGCUAACUUGAGCUGAAAGCUUAAUUGAGUUCUUUUGUUAAAAAUAUGUCCACUGUCUAUUGUCUUUGGCAUCAGCUUUGCCAUAAACUUUUCACAUUUUCAUCUUCUUUUUCUUGAACAAGUGCACUUAAGCAAUGCUUAGUGAACCCUUUUUAUGUGCCGUUUUACUUUAGAAUAUAUUACCAAAUUGUUUUCUUUUGGUAAUUAUUAGAUACUAGUGGAUAUUUCUAAUUAAAAACACAUUAAGCAUCACCUAAACCAGCAUGGAUUUGAAACAAUUCAAUUGAAUAUUUUUAAAUGCCCAUGGAAACCCUCAAGCCAGGAAUGUCGUACCGAACCUUCUUUGACUUUUGUUUAUGUAAAUCAAGGGGAAUAGAUAUUUAAAUCAACACUUGAACAAUCUGAUGUUGGAUCAUAGUCAGGAGCGUUUGCAGAAUGAAUGUUACUUUUUGCGUUUAAUCUGUUUCAAAAAUUGAAUAAAGUUGUAUGAAACUGUA